AGACAAGUCUAAACUCACCAGAAGGAAGAAUUCCGAAGAGAACUGUAAUCAGGUUGAGUCGCAGUGAGCUUCUUUGUCCUCAUUGAACGGAAUCUGAAAAAAGUAUGGAAUUGCAGGUGAAAUGAGAUGGCCUAAUGCAGGCCAUUAAGGAGACCAAUGCGAAUAAAUUAUUCGACAUUCUAGUGUUUAAAAGGAGAUGAUGAUUCACUACAUAGGCUAAGACAUCGAAGGCUUCUGAACUCAAAGAUGACAGGCUUUGGCUCUCCUUGCGGCGCAUGCAAAUUUUUGAGGAGGAAGUGCAUGAGAGGGUGUGUCUUUGCCCCAUACUUCUGCCAUGAACAGAGUGCUGCUCAUUUUGCAGCUAUUCACAAGGUCUUCGGAGCGAGCAAUGCCUCAAAGCUCCUCAUGCACCUCCCGGUCUCAGACAGGUCGGAAGCUGCGCUUACCAUCUCCUAUGAGGCUCAAGCUAGGAUUCAAGAUCCCAUUUAUGGCUGUGUCGCUCACAUAUUUGCACUGCAACAACAAGUAGUGACACUGGAAGCACAACUAGCUUCCUUGAAGGCUCAAAUUGCUCAAGGUUUAGCCAGUGGAUAUUUGUUGACUUCCCGAAGUCGACUUGACGAUGAGAAAUUGAAUCAGAAGCGACCAUCUUAUCAACCAGGACAGGGCUUCAAUCUGAGUGGAGAAGAGAGGAUGAUGCAGCCUUUAAUUUCAGGUGCUUAUGCACAUCAAGAAGGGAUGCUGUACUUCGACAAUGGAGUAGUCAAUUCAAACAACUUCCCGUCUACUCAGCAUUACGACCAACUUUCAUACAUGGACAGUGAUCAGACCUCCUUCACCGAAGACGAUUCCUCGAGUGCCAUGGCCUCACUCGACAUAGAGGCAAAUGCAAGGAGAUCGUCAUAUCUCGAAAUGGAGGACCUCCAGUCAGUAGCAUUUGGCCAUCUUCAUUGUGCAUGAGAGGCCAACUCAUGAAGCAUCAUCUUCAGUUUUGAUUCAUCAAAUUUGAGUUGCGUCACAAGCUCACGAAACUCGGAAGAAGCUUUUCUUGGUCCUACUGCUAUGCAAUACUUGAUGAGGCUUGCCAAUGUACAAUAGCAGUAUACCUAGGCAGAAAUAAGAGACUUAACGAGUUUUUUUAAGCUCACUGCCUUCAUAAUGGAGAAUGGUAGUAGUGCUAAGAUUGGCAAAUUAGGAUAAACAUCGGGAUUCGACACCUUAACUAGGAAUCAUGAUGAGCAAGGUUUUUUAUAUGGUUUGAGUCUGGAAAAAGGUGCUUAAAAUUUCAAUUAGCUACUAAAGUAGUAGAUGCUAUUGAGUAUCCACUUUAACAAACAAAUAACCUACUAGCUAUUACUUUUUAGUUAAAUGCUCAUACAGGUUGUAAGAUCCAAAACAAGUUCUAACUUCAAGGAUAAUGCUAAAGGCGAAUAUCCUCAUUUCUGAAGUAAUCUCCUCUUGCAGCAUAUUAAGGUUCUUGAAGAGUAAAACUCCAAGACAAAGUAAGGGAUAUUAAAAUUGCUGGCGUGAUAUCUAGACUACAGCUAUGUUUUGUUUUCUGAUGUAAUUUUGAGUAGAAGACCUAAAGCAAGGUGGAUCUAGAAACAUUAGUAUGCAACUACCAUAAAAAAUUAAGUAUAUUGUUGGUAACCAUUAACGAAAUCAAACUUGACAUGCAUCUUAUAAGCUUUUGGGAACAAAAAAUUGUCAUCCAAUUAAAUGUAACAUGGUUGCAUCCAAGGUUUAAUAUCUCGAGUCGCCUCGGAGUUUCGGACUUUAACUGGAAAUAGUAUGUAUUGAAGUUUUAAU
Messenger RNA from Zingiber officinale, 1809 nucleotides. RefSeq names its product LOB domain-containing protein CRL1-like. Gene Ontology annotation, biological process: hormone-mediated signaling pathway; positive regulation of DNA-templated transcription. Gene Ontology annotation, cellular component: nucleus. The transcript has 2 exons. The record is from RefSeq and is a predicted model, not a curated record. NCBI's taxonomy places the organism in Eukaryota, Viridiplantae, Streptophyta, Magnoliopsida, Zingiberales, Zingiberaceae. The coding region runs from base 247 to 960 and encodes 237 amino acids.